Messenger RNA from Trichoderma citrinoviride, 462 nucleotides. RefSeq lists its product as hypothetical. The transcript has a single exon. The record is from RefSeq and is a predicted model, not a curated record. The coding region runs from base 1 to 462 and encodes 153 amino acids. Lineage: Eukaryota; Fungi; Ascomycota; Sordariomycetes; Hypocreales; Hypocreaceae.
AUGAAGUUCUCCCUCUCCAUCACCACCCUCGCCCUGGCCCUCACAGCCUCCGCCUCCCCCAUCAGCGAGACGCAGGAGCCCGCCGCCGCCGCCAUCUCCGGCUCCGGCACCAACGGCUCCAUCUUCAUGUUCGGCUCCGCCGCCAACUGCCGCCAGAUCUUCUACGACUUUGGCGCCUGCGGCCUCAGCACCUUCUUCGCCGACCAGGUCCCCGCCAGCAUGUCCCUCGUCGCCAUCCCCUCGGGCAUCUUUGACCAGUUUGGCGAGGCGCAGGACAACAGCCUCUGCGCAAAGGUCAUUACCAUGACGCACAACGGCGUGACGAGGCAGGCGAUUGUUGCGGAUGAGAAUACGAGCGGCGAGCAGUCUAUUGACAUGUGUCUGGAUCUGUGGGAGGCGUUUGGCGGGCAUGAUAACGAUGGCUCUUUGAUUACCAACUUUAGCUGGUCGAUUGCAGCGUAA